AUGAGCUGCGGCACUGACCCGAACCGCGCUGCAGGGAUGGCCCCUGACUCGGACCCUGGCCGGGCAGCUGUCGCCUCCGCUUACCAGGGCUUCGAGCCUCGCGCCUACCUCCGCAACAACUAUGCUCCUCCUCGUGGGGACCUGAGCAGCCCUGAUGGCGUUGGGCCUUGGAAAUUGCGCUGCAUGGCACAGACCUUUGCCACAGGUGAGGUGUCUGGACAGGUCCUCAUUGACAUUGGUUCAGGCCCCACCAUAUACCAGUUGCUCAGUGCCUGUGCCCACUUUGAGGACAUCACCAUGACAGAUUUCUUGGAGGUCAACCGGCAGGAGCUGGGACUCUGGCUUCGAGAGGAACCAGGAGCCUUUGACUGGAGUGUGUAUAGCCAGCAGGCAUGCCUCAUUGAAGGCAAGGGUGAGUCCUGGCAGGAGAAGGAACGCCAGCUACGAGCCAGGGUGAAGAGAGUCCUGCCCAUAGAUGUGCACCAGCCCCAGCCCCUGGGAACUUCCAGCCUGGCACCCCUGCCUGCUGAUGCCUUGGUUUCUGCCUUCUGCCUGGAGGCUGUGAGCCCAGAUCUCGCCAGCUUCCAGAGGGCUCUGCAUCACAUCACCACACUACUGAGGCCUGGGGGUCAUCUCCUCCUCAUCGGGGCCCUGGAGGAGUCGUGGUACCUUGCUGGGGAGGCCAGGCUGUCUGUGGUGCCAGUGUCAGAGGAGGAGGUGCGGGAGGCCCUGGUCCUUGGUGGUUAUGAGGUACGAGACUUUCGUACCUAUGUCAUGCCUGCCCACCUCCGCACAGGUGUAGAUGACGUCAAGAGCAUCUUCUUUGCCUGGGCUCAGAAGAUGGGGGUGCCGGUGUGA
This is a messenger RNA of Cricetulus griseus (Chinese hamster), 858 nucleotides long. Lineage: Eukaryota; Metazoa; Chordata; Mammalia; Rodentia; Cricetidae. The record is from RefSeq and is a predicted model, not a curated record.